Anopheles cruzii is the source of this 804-nucleotide messenger RNA. RefSeq lists its product as uncharacterized. Bases 1 to 804 code for a protein of 267 amino acids. Gene Ontology annotation, molecular function: sequence-specific DNA binding. The record is from RefSeq and is a predicted model, not a curated record. The transcript is spliced from 3 exons. NCBI's taxonomy places the organism in Eukaryota, Metazoa, Arthropoda, Insecta, Diptera, Culicidae.
AUGAGAAACUGUUUCAUGCAGCGUUGUGAUUUAAAACAUCGGGGCAAACCUAAGCGUGCGAUGUUCAAUAUACCGAAGGAUCCGGAAAAGUUUGAGCAGUGGCGCCAAGCGUUACCAAAGCACCGGCCACUAAGGAUGCACGAUCGUGUUUGUGAAAAACACUUCAAACCGUCCGACAUUGUGCGGGACUGGAUACACAAUAUCAACGGCAGGACAGAAGUACUUCCUCGAAGGAAACCCAGUCUGCGGUGUGGUGCGGUGCCUUAUUACGAAGAACCAUCGGAAGCUGUCGACGUGAAACGACGGAAAAUAGAGACCAAACGGGCCAAACAGGUCGCUCAGGAUGCUAAUAGCGCACAGGAUGAGACAACCUCAACGCGACAGGCCAAGCCAGUGUCGUGUGUAAGGGAUAAGUCGAUAACACGUUUACUUUCGGACGAUGGCAUAAUGAUCGUGGACAUCAGCGCUGAAAACAAAGAAACGGGAAAGCCUGAUAUGCCCAAGCCCGAGAGCUCGAAACUUGCCGAACUAAACCAUGCCGCAGUAUUUGAAGAACUGUACGAUAACAUUUUUGAAGUCGAACUACCAUCCAUCCUGUGGGGAUUGCAUCGUGAUCCCGAGCGAAAGUUUGUUGCAUUCACACGGCUUGACUGGCGCCCGGAUGAUGUUAAUUGUGCUGCUAAACACACGACUCUGCUCAUCGAAGACUCGCUACGGUUUCGAGUCUGGCACGAAAAGAAAACAUACCAUAAGCAGCAACAGUUUCCAUCGAUUAUUGUACCGACACCGGACUUUAAUAGUUAG